This is a messenger RNA of Hipposideros armiger (great roundleaf bat), 2452 nucleotides long. RefSeq names its product transmembrane protein 39B (gene TMEM39B). The record is from RefSeq and is a predicted model, not a curated record. Lineage: Eukaryota; Metazoa; Chordata; Mammalia; Chiroptera; Hipposideridae. Bases 762 to 2240 code for a protein of 492 amino acids. The transcript has 9 exons. Gene Ontology annotation, cellular component: membrane.
GUGCUCAGGCCUCUACACCCACUAUGAAAUGGUCUCCCUAAUAAGACAUGAGUCCAUCUGGGCCCCUAAAAAAUAUUUACAACAUUAUUGAUUAUAUUCCCCAGACUCCUGGCUGGUUUUUAAACACACCAGGCAUGCUUGUGCCUGAGGGCCCUUCCACUGACUUUUUCCUCUGCCUGGAAUGCCCCCCCCCGCCCCCGUUCUCCAGAUAUCUGGAUGACUGACUCACUCAUUUCCUUCAAGUGAGGCAAAUGGGGAAAUGACUCCUAGGUUGUGACUGGGGUGGUAAACUAAAGAGCAAUAAGGCUGAAGGGAAAGGUGACAGCCCAUUUUUGAACGCGUUGAGUCUGAGGAUCCUGUUGGCAACUCAUGGAUACAGUCUAUCUCCGGCAGGAACUGAGACGAAAGGCGGGUUCCGGCCCCCUCCCUCGAGCCUGAAGAGAUGCUGGGAGAAGGCACGCACAGAAGAGUAGGAGGUGGGUUUCCCUGCCUCUCGGGUUUCUUCAGGAGCAGCUGCAGGAAGGGCGUGGGGGACUGCGAGACAAAGAGAGUCCAGCUCCGCCUUUGUCCGGGCGGCCCCUUUAAGAAGCGCGCCCCCAGCUUCUAGCCGCCUUGUAUGCAAAUUUGGCGGCGAGGCGGGAGCGCGCGGCUGCUACCCUGGGACUAGGCUGCGGCGGUUAGUCCUCUCCCGGCCGCCGUCGCCUCCGACAUAUUGCCCGCAAGAGCUGCGGCGGCGAAGCAGAGAGCGCCGGGGGAAGGAGAUGGGAGGACGAAGAGGUCCCAACAGGACAUCCUACUGUCGAAAUCCACUCUGUGAGCCAGGAUCCUCAGGGGGCUCUGGUGGGGGCCACACUUCCAGCGCAUCAGUCACCAGUGUCCGGUCCCGCACCAGGAGCAGUCCUGGGACGGGCCUCUCCAGCCCCCCACUGGCCACCCAGACGGUCGUGCCCCUACAGCACUGCAAGAUCCCCGAGCUGCCAGUCCAGGCCAGCAUUCUGUUUGAGUUGCAGCUCUUCUUCUGCCAGCUCAUAGCCCUCUUCGUUCACUACAUCAACAUCUACAAGACAGUGUGGUGGUACCCGCCCUCCCACCCACCCUCCCAUACCUCCCUGAAUUUCCACCUGAUCGACUUCAACUUGCUGAUGGUGACCGCCAUCGUUCUGGGCCGCCGCUUCAUUGGGUCCAUCGUGAAGGAGGCUUCUCAGAGGGGGAAGGUCUCCCUCUUUCGCUCCAUCCUGCUGUUCCUCACCCGCUUCACCGUUCUCACGGCAACAGGCUGGAGUCUGUGCCGCUCCCUCAUCCACCUCUUCAGGACCUACUCCUUCCUGAACCUCCUGUUCCUCUGCUAUCCGUUUGGGAUGUACAUUCCGUUCCUGCAGCUGAACUGUGACUUCCGCAAGACAAACCUCUUCAGCCACAUGGCUUCCAUGGGUCCCAGGGAGGCUGUCAGCGGCCUGGCACGGAGCCGGGACUACCUGCUGACGUUGCGGGAGACAUGGAAGCAGCACACGCGGCAGCUGUAUGGCCCAGAUGCCAUGCCCACCCAUGCCUGCUGCCUGUCACCCAGCCUCAUCCGCAGCGAGGUGGAGUUCCUCAAGAUGGACUUCAACUGGCGCAUGAAAGAAGUGCUGGUCAGCUCCAUGCUGAGUGCCUAUUAUGUGGCCUUUGUGCCUGUCUGGUUCGUGAAGAACACACAUUACUAUGACAAACGCUGGUCCUGCGAGCUCUUCCUGCUGGUGUCCAUCAGCACCUCAGUGAUCCUCAUGCAGCACCUGCUGCCUGCCAGCUACUGCGAUCUACUGCACAAGGCUGCUGCCCACCUGGGCUGCUGGCAGAAGGUGGACCCGGCACUGUGCUCCAACGUGCUGCAGCACCCGUGGACUGAAGAAUGCAUGUGGCCACAGGGCGUGCUGGUGAAGCACAGCAAGAACGUCUACAAAGCAGUGGGCCACUACAACGUGGCCAUCCCCUCCGACGUCUCCCACUUCCGGUUCCACUUCUUUUUCAGCAAACCCCUGCGGAUCCUUAACAUCCUGCUGCUGCUGGAGGGCGCUGUCAUUGUCUACCAGCUGUACUCCUUAAUGUCGUCUGAAAAGUGGUACCAGACCAUCUCGCUGGCACUCAUUCUCUUCAGCAACUACUAUGCCUUCUUCAAACUGCUGCGGGACCGCCUGGUAUUGGGCAAGGCUUACUCGUACUCAGCCAGCCCCCAAAGGGACCUGGACCACCGCUUCUCCUGAGCCCUGGGGCGACCCCGGGGACAGCAUCCAGGCUGCAGCCGGGGGUUCCCUGGAAAGGGGCUGGUGGGGAAGGAUGAGUGAGGGGCAAAAACAAAACAAAAACAGACAAAAAAAAUCCACCAGAGCUUUGUAUUUUUGUUACAUACUGUUUCUUUCUUUGAUAAUUGAUGUGAUUAUGAGGAAAAAAAAAAGUCCUAUUUUUUUACUCCCAA